Molecule: messenger RNA, 1546 nt
Organism: Diceros bicornis minor
Lineage: Eukaryota; Metazoa; Chordata; Mammalia; Perissodactyla; Rhinocerotidae
Gene: OAS1
Product: 2'-5'-oligoadenylate synthetase 1
Exons: 6
Coding region: 103-1149 (348 amino acids)
Biological process (GO): negative regulation of viral genome replication; regulation of ribonuclease activity; defense response to virus
Cellular component (GO): cytosol; membrane; nucleoplasm
Molecular function (GO): double-stranded RNA binding; 2'-5'-oligoadenylate synthetase activity
Source: RefSeq, a predicted model, not a curated record
AAACAGCAGCCCAGACUCAGGCAGCAUCCAAGAGAGAGGCUGGCAGUCUCCGGGAGCCAGCUCUGCAGCCAUUGGCUCUCCUGUCCCUGCCCGAGCAUCACGAUGGAUCUCAGAAAUACCCCAGCCGGGAAUCUGGACAAGUUCAUCGAAGACUACCUCCUGCCAGACACGCAAUUCCGCAGGCAGGUCCGAGAAGCCAUCGACAUUAUCUGCAGUUUCCUGAAGGAGAGGUGUUUCCGAGAUGCCCCCCACGCAGUACGGGUGUCGAAAGUGGUGAAGGGUGGCUCUUCAGGCAAAGGCACGACCCUCAGAGGUCGAUCUGAUGCAGAUCUUGUGGUCUUCCUCGACAACUUCACAAGUUUCCGGGAGCAGUUUGUGCACCGAGGAGAGAUCAUCCGGGAAAUUAGGAGGCAGCUGGAAGACUGUCAAAGACAGAAAAAGUUUGACGUGAAGUUUGAGGUCCAGAAGCAGCUGUGGGAGAAGCCCCGCGCACUCAGCUUCGUGCUCAGGUCCCGCCGGCUCAACGAGGGGGUGGAAUUUGAUGUACUGCCUGCCUUUGAUAUCCUAGGUCAGGUGACCGCAGGCUACAGACCUGACCCCGAAAUCUACGUCCAGCUCAUCAAAGAGUGCGAGCAGCUGGGGAAAGAGGGCGAGUUCUCCCCCUGCUUCACGGAGCUGCAGCGAGCCUUCCUGAGGCAGCGUCCAGCCAAGCUUAAGAGCCUCAUCCGCCUGGUCAAGCACUGGUACCAAAAGUGUAAGGAGAAUUGUGGGAAGCCGCUGCCACCACAGUAUGCCCUGGAGCUCCUGACAGUCUACGCUUGGGAGCAAGGAAGUGGACAAACAGAAUUCAACACGGCUCAGGGAUUUCAGACCGUCUUGGAGUUAGUCCUGAAGCACCAGCAGCUGUGUAUCUACUGGACAAAGUACUACGACUUUGAUGACCCUGUUAUUAAAGAAUACCUGCGCAGGCAGCUCAGGAAACCCAGGCCUGUGAUUCUGGACCCGGCUGACCCUACAGGAAACGUUGGUGGUGGAAACCCAUCUGGCUGGCUGCGGCUGGCACAAGAGGCUAGAGCCUGGCUGGAUUCCGCGUGCUUUAAGAAAGGGGAUGGGUCUCCAGUAGGCUCCUGGAAUGUGCCGCUUCAAUAAGACAGCGAGGACUUCCCCACUCCCCAGACAGAAGAGAGCUGGACGUGCACCAUCCUCUGAACGCCAGUGCAUGUUAGGGGAAAGAGUUCCAGAGGCGUCUGGGCCAGUCCCCUCAUUUGCAGGGGUGGGGCCUUCAUCGGCAGUGAUUCGUUUCAGUCCCAGGACCAGAAUCCAUGUCUCCUGACCCCCCUUCCUGCUAUUCCGUGCUUUCUCACCUUCCAUAGAGAGCAUUCCCCACCACCCCCGCCCCACCACAGCCUGUUCUGUGACAAUCUUCUCUGAGAGACAACAGGACAGAUUUAGACAAAAGACUGAACCCCAGCCUUGACUUCCUUCUGUGUACCUGGUGGGAGGGUUAUGGUCCAAUUUAUUAUCAAUAACAAUAAAAAUAAUAGCA